Molecule: messenger RNA, 674 nt
Organism: Dioscorea cayenensis subsp. rotundata (Guinea yam)
Lineage: Eukaryota; Viridiplantae; Streptophyta; Magnoliopsida; Dioscoreales; Dioscoreaceae
Exons: 5
Coding region: 150-674 (174 amino acids)
Source: RefSeq, a predicted model, not a curated record
UUUUGGAUUCGAUCAAACCCUUCCAUUCAUGACCUUCAUCGGAGCUCAAGAGCCCACUGGUCGUUCCUGUAAUUCCUUUUGCGUUUGGUGGGGAAUUGGGAGCAAUGUGAAUGUUCGUGUCUUAGCAAAUCCAGUAUUAAGUGCACGAGAUGGGGAUAUUGGGCCAUGCUCUGGCUGCUUUUUUGAGCAACAAAUGCUCCCCUUUUUUCCAACUGCUGAUACACCUGAUAGUAUUAUCAUCAACAGUUUUCAGCGCAACUCCCCUGCUACUGUCACCAGCGGGCUGUUGGUACAUGAGAUGGGUUAUUAGAAGCAUGGUAGACGGAAGUUGGCCAGACCCUUCAGGAAGCAACACAAACAAUGGAACUCGUCUUGUUAGAGCAAUCCAGAAUUUCCAAAUCAAAUUAAAUUCCAAGCUCCAAGAGCUGAGGAAAGGCCUAGUAAUGAAGGUUCUUUUCUUCUUACUAGGUUUUUAUUGUGCGGCCGCAUUUGCAACAGUUAUAGGGCAAACAGGUGACUGGGACAUUCUCUUUGCUGGCAUUGCUGUCGUUGUGGUCAAGGCCAUUGGUGCUCUCAUGUACAGAGCUUCUUUCCAUAUACUGGACAAACUCAAAAGCCUCAUCGCAUUUUUUUCAACUAUUGGAAGGCAGAUCUUUCCCUGGGGUUGUUCUUAG